AUGGGCCGGUUCCGACGAGAGCUGGAGCGAUCGACUGGGAGGAAAUUCAACUCCUUCCACGAGAUGUACCUCUACUCCAUCCAACAGCGAACUGCAUUCUGGGAUUUCUGCUGGAAAUUCUUCCCAAUCAUCCACGAGGGCAGUUACACUCGCGUCGUGGACGAGUCCGCCCGCAUGGACAGCGUCCCAUCCUGGUUCGCAGGCGUGAAAGUGAACUUCGCCGAGAAUUUGCUCUUCACCGGUCGUGCGGGCAACACAACUGGUAAAGAGGAUUCGAAGAUUGCUAUCACGGAAGUCCGCGAGGGUGAUGCAAAGAACGCAGUUCACCUGACCUGGGCGCAACUACGCCAGCGCACUGGUGCCCUGGCGCAAGCGAUGAAGGCUAAUGGUGUAGCACGGGGUGAUCGUGUUGCGGUUUGCUCGGCGAAUAGCAUCGAUACAUUGGUUGUGUUGCUGGCGACGACGGCGCUGGGUGGAAUUUUCUCGUCUAGUUCGACGGAUAUGGGUGUGAAGGGUGUUUUGGAUCGGUUAUUACAGAUUAAGCCGCGGUGGCUGUUCAUGGAUGAUUUGGCGGUAUAUAAUGGGAAAACGAUUGAUCUGCGCGGUAAGAUGAAGGAUAUCGCUCAAGGGAUGGAGUCGGUCGUUGAGUUUCGGGGUAUUGUUUCAUUGCCGCGGUUCGCCUCGGAGCCGGCUGAUGUCAAUGAUAUUCCUCGAGGGUUGAUUUUGUCGAGUUUCCUCGCCAAGGCUGGUGGGAAGGAUCACUUGGAGUUUGAGCGCGUCGAUUUCAGGGAUCCUUUCCUUGUGGUGUACUCUUCUGGCACGACCGGUCAACCAAAGUGCAUUGUCCAUUCGGUGGGAGGAGUGUUGUUAAAUGGAUUUAAGGAGGGUGGCUUACACACUGAAUUUGGACCUGAGAGUGUUGCUUUGCAAUAUACCACCACCGGAUGGAUCAUGUACCUGUCUGCCAUUCAGACUCUGGUCUUUGGCUCUCGUGUCGUUCUCUACGAUGGCAGUCCCUUUAUUCCUGACGUGACGGCACUUGUGAAGCUUGCCGCUCAAGAGAGAGUCACCCAUCUGGGUAUUUCUCCACGAUGGCUGCAUGAACUACAGCGAGCAAAGAUCCAACCUCGCGAGAUAGUCGACCUCAGUGCCUUGCAGGUAGUCACUAGUACCGGCAUGGUCCUACGAGACGCUCUAUUCGAAUGGUUCUACGAUGAAGGUUUCCCUUCUCACACUCGUCUGAACAAUAUCUCCGGUGGCACUGAUAUCGCUGGAUGCUUUGGCAUUAGCAACCCACUGUCUCCCGUGUACGUGGGAGGCUGUGCAGGCUGUAGUUUGGGCGUGCCAGUUGAGGUCUACGACUCGACGAUCGAAGGAGGCGAGGGUAUCAAGGGUGUUGCGAUCGAAGAGGGAACCCCCGGUGAACUGGUGGCUACCUCGGCCUUCCCCAACAUGCCCACAAUGUUCUGGGGCGAUACCGAUGGGAAGAAGUACUUUAAUGCGUAUUUUGGCAGGUUUGAUAACGUUUGGACUCAUGGUGACUUUGUUGCCAUCCAUCCCAUCACCAAGCAGUUGGUCUUCCACGGCCGCGCCGACGGCGUGCUCAACCCCUCGGGUGUCCGUUUCGGCUCUGCAGAGAUCUACCGCGUCAUUGAAGGCCAUUUCCCACAGGAGAUCGCUGAUUCGAUUUGCGUGGGCCAGCGCCGGCCAUCCGACACGGAUGAGCGUGUCAUGCUCUUCCUCCUGAUAAAGCCGGGAGCAAGCUUUACCGCCGACCUGGUGAAUCGCGUGAAGAGUGCGAUUCGCAAGGAGCUCAGUGCCCGCCAUGUGCCGGCAUUUAUCUUUGAGACUCCGGAGAUCCCGACGACGGUCAAUCUUAAGAAAGUGGAGCUUCCAGUCAAGCAGAUUGUAUCCGGAAAGCGGAUCCAGCCCUCGGGAACCCUGCUCAACCCAGGCAGCUUGGAGUUUUAUUACCGAUUUGCCGAGGUGGAGAAGCUGAUCCGCGAGAGCAAGCUCUGA
This is a messenger RNA of Penicillium subrubescens, 2019 nucleotides long. Its product is annotated as Acetoacetyl-CoA synthetase. The record is from RefSeq and is a predicted model, not a curated record. Gene Ontology annotation, molecular function: acetoacetate-CoA ligase activity. Bases 1 to 2019 code for a protein of 672 amino acids. The transcript is spliced from 5 exons. NCBI's taxonomy places the organism in Eukaryota, Fungi, Ascomycota, Eurotiomycetes, Eurotiales, Aspergillaceae. Gene Ontology annotation, biological process: lipid metabolic process. Gene Ontology annotation, cellular component: cytosol.